Messenger RNA from Zalophus californianus (California sea lion), 732 nucleotides. RefSeq names its product voltage-dependent N-type calcium channel subunit alpha-1B-like. Gene Ontology annotation, biological process: calcium ion import across plasma membrane; chemical synaptic transmission. Gene Ontology annotation, molecular function: high voltage-gated calcium channel activity. Gene Ontology annotation, cellular component: voltage-gated calcium channel complex; neuronal cell body. NCBI's taxonomy places the organism in Eukaryota, Metazoa, Chordata, Mammalia, Carnivora, Otariidae. The transcript is spliced from 6 exons. The annotation marks the transcript as partial. The record is from RefSeq and is a predicted model, not a curated record.
GCUGGGCCCGCUCCCAGAGAGUUCACCUGUGGCGUUCCCGGCUGGAAACCAGAGCAGGUGUGCAGGCAAUAGGUCGGAGGUGCCUUCUCAUCCCCACCUGACAGCACUUCUCUGCUCUGGCUCCAGGAGACCCGAAGUUCUGAACAUCAGCAUGUGAGUCAGUGAUGCAGCUUGUCACAGGACGUCAGCGUUCAGAGAAAGCAGCAGGUCCAUUUGGCGCAGUGUCAUCAUCAUGUCAGGACAGGAGGGAACCGCUGAAAGUGUGAGUUCGCUGGGAUGGGCAUGCCGCGUUCUCCUGCUGUGAAUCCUUUCCGGAGUUCCAAACGGCGGGCUUUCUUUCUGGGUGGAAGGGUCCUGAAACACUCUGUGGCCGCCACCUAUGAGGAGCAGGGCCCAGGCCCUGGGUACCGCAUGGAGCUGUCCAUCUUCUAUGUGGUCUACUUCAUGGUCUUCCCCUUCUUCUUCGUCAACAUCUUUGUGGCCUUGAUCAUCAUCACCUUCGAGGAGCAGGUGAUGUCUGAAUGCAGCCUGGAGAAGAACGAGAUGUUGAGCCCCUUUGUGGCCGUGAUCAUGGACAAUUUUGAGUACCUUACACGGGACUCUUCCAUCCUAGGGCCUCACCCCCUGGACGAGUUCAUCCGGGUCUGGGCUGAGUACGACCCGGCCGCGUGCUCUGUGUUUGGUCACCCCUUGCGUGGUAGAGGCCUGGAGGAGAUGGUCAGUGUCGUCGUG